Messenger RNA from Dibothriocephalus latus, 360 nucleotides. The record is from the annotation of a GenBank genome assembly. NCBI's taxonomy places the organism in Eukaryota, Metazoa, Platyhelminthes, Cestoda, Diphyllobothriidea, Diphyllobothriidae.
AUGGACGUAUACAUGGUGCCCGUCUACCACAGUCCAUAUGGCGGCGCCGACACUGUCGCGGACGGUUAUACCACUUACAGACUCUGUGACUCUAAAUUUAUGAAGGUGAGAACUGAGGGGGACUGCAUCAUCUUUAUAAUGCGCAAUAAAGUGACUUCUGUAGAACAGAACCUCGUAGAUCACAUGCGAUUCAAAUCCGUAUUUUGCUACACGGAUGUGCCCGAUACGACGACUUCCGCGCCACGAAUCCCCUCGACAAAGGCCCCGCAGAAGCCCGCGUCAACGCCCACACCUAAGACCCAGACGCCAGCCGGAGGACGAUCGGCGCAAGAAAUUAUACAACAAUGGGAUCUACUCUAA